AUAUUUUGUGUGUGCCAGUGAGCUAGUUAGGUGUUAAAUAUUUGAUUGCAAUAUUAAUAUGAAGGCACAGUGUGAGUAGUGAGAAGGGGCAUUAGUAAAGAGGAUGGGUAGACGACCCUGCUGCCCCAAAGAGAUCAACAAAGGUGCUUGGUCUCGAGAAGAAGAUGAAACCCUCUCCAAAUAUGUUUCCAUCCAUGGAGAAGGAAAAUGGCAGAAGGUUGCCCAAAAUGCAGGGUUAAAGCGAUGUGGAAAGAGUUGCAGACAAAGAUGGUUGAAUUAUCUCAAGCCCGGUAUAAAAAGAGGCCACAUCUCUGUGGAUGAAGAGGAUAUGAUUAUAAGACUUCAUCGUCUUCUUGGUAACAGAUGGGCAUUGAUUGCAAAGAGGCUACCUGGACGAACAGACAAUGAAAUCAAGAACUAUUGGAACACAAAUCUGUCAAAGAAGUUACAAAAACAUCCAACAUCAUCAGUUUCUUCACUUCAACACAAACGUCAUGAAAAAGAAAAAACCAUACAAAUGCAUGUAUCACCCGAAGCACCACGGCCUAGGAGAGUUAAUGCAGUUGAAUACAGUAAAAAUUUGGAGAAUGGUGGGUGUGGAAAUAGACCUAGUACAACUCCCAGUCCCUCAAAUAAAGUAGAGGGUAGUAGUGAAGAAGCUUCUUUUAGUGAUUUCCUCAUCCACGACAUUGAUCAAAACCAAUUUUUGAUUGCUGAUGAUUCAAACUCAAAGGUGCCACAAAUGGAAGAAGAUCACCACCACAACAACAAGGUGGAAUUAAUAACCAACAACAGUCCUAGCUCUUCAUCACCUUCUGAUCAUUGUCACCAUCUCUUGCCAGAGAAAUUUGACCCUUUUGAGACCCUUUUGGAUGUGGAGCUGGCUUCCUUUCUUGGAUUUGAAAAUGAUUGAUCAAGAGAUUUUAUUUAUUAUUAUUGCAUGCAGUGAGAUGAAUGAAAAAAGGUCAAGUACUUAGGGAGUGUUAUAGAUAAUAUCCCAUCUAUAUAUGGAAUGCCUAACUAAUUAUGCAUCUAGCUAUAGCUAGAUGUAAUAUACAAAUCCAGGGUUUCUUUUUCUUUUUCCCUCUCCACUUGGGUUGUGAACUCACGUACGAACCCUUAUGUUCCUCCAAAAUCAAUAACAUUAUUCCAACAAGAUAGUACAAUCUAGUGUUUAGAAAAUGUUGGAUUCUAUCUUUAC
Messenger RNA from Glycine soja, 1201 nucleotides. RefSeq names its product transcription repressor MYB6-like. The record is from RefSeq and is a predicted model, not a curated record. NCBI's taxonomy places the organism in Eukaryota, Viridiplantae, Streptophyta, Magnoliopsida, Fabales, Fabaceae. The coding region runs from base 104 to 913 and encodes 269 amino acids. The transcript is spliced from 3 exons.